GCUUUUCUAAACUGCAUUAUGAAGCCCUGGAAUGAAAUCUGCACAUCUUAUUGUACAUGUAGGAAGCUGUUUUUGCCAGAGACAAAGGCCUGCAUACCCAAUUCUAAACUGGCAUAACUCCAUGGCAGUUUUCAUAUUUCUAUUUUUUUUCAGAAAUAGCUAUAUUUAUGUAUAUUAAGUAGAAUUUCUUAUUUAUUCCUUUCUUUGACAAUACCUUGCAGCACCCCCUCCCCCUAAGGAAUUCUUAGCAUUCUGCACAGGUAUUCUCCCCAGCAAUGUAUGAGCAACCUUUCAACUACAUACAUCACACUCCUCCAGCCAAAGGAUAUAUUUGCUCAACUUGUAUACAAAACUUUUUAGCUCAUAUUAUGUGUGACUGUUAAUAUGAAAUCUCAGUAUUUAGAUAUUGAACAUAAAUACACGUCUCUGUACAUACAUAAUCUUUGUUGACCCUUGAAAUUGGGCUUGGGCAAAGAACCUACAGGUUGGCAACAUUGAAGUUCAUUUAUUGGUUGGGGCAAGGUGCUAAAUGCAAAAAAACAUUAGCAAGAUCAUGUGUUUUUUUUACACUUUGCAAUAUGGCUACAGAAGAAGAAGAGGACAUGCAUUCCCUCCAUGAAUACAGCACUACCUGUGUAAGGCAGUGAUGUCUUUAUGAGGGGCUGAUGGGGAGAUGCAUCCAUCCUCCAACCCCCUACCUAUCCCCUAGGUUGCCCCACUCUCAAGAGCGGUGUACGAACUUGAGAUAAUAGUGAUGUGUGGGACCUGGGCGUCGGGCAGGUUAAGGUGACCUCAGCACCUUUGCGAGUUGUGGGCGGUUGCAGGUUGAGCUCUUCUGCCUGCUCUCCCCGCCUGCGACCUUACACUGCCGGCUUUCUGCUUCUGUUUUUAUGGACGCACACUUGUUAUGCCCCACCCCUUUCAUGACUUCAUUGGCGGGUUGAGUCGGUGCGGGCCUAUAAAUAGAGGGGAGGAGGCAGGUGUGAGCGCCUCGGGUUGGGUGUGGGUCAAGAAAAACCCAAUCCACACUUCAUUAUGUGAUAACAUACUUGUUGCCUAUAAUUUUAAUUACGAAAUAUGUUUGUCUUUUGUUAUUUCUUGCAGUUAACAGGGCUUUUUCUGAAACUGAAAAUAAAGCUAACAUUCUAUGUCCUAUAGUUUAUACAAUGGGCUUCUCAGUGAACUGCUGAUUUCUUUCGGAGAACAGGAAGUAGACUGUGUCACGUUUACUGCAGAAUAUGUUGGCAUUAUAUAAAGAAUAAUAUAACAAUAAACCUGAUCUCAUGACAGCCCCAACCCACUUGGUACAAUUUCACCUGCUGAAUAAGGCAAACUGUCUGAAUACUACAACUCUCUAGACUCAUGAUGGAUUCGGAAGCCCAUGAAAAAAGAAAAAGUGACUUGGUUCUUGCCACUGCAAAGCAUGAUUACAAACCUUGUACAGUUACUGUUGGAUCUGGAAAGCAUUACGUAUGUGGAUACUUUGCUGCUUUCACAAAUAUAGCUAUCACGUUCCCCAUUCAGAAAGUGCUGUUUCGACAGCAGCUGUAUGGCGUAAGAACCAGAGAUGCGGUAAGGCAGCUUCAGACAGAUGGUAUUCGCAACUUGUACCGAGGUAUCCUUCCUCCUCUCAUGCAGAAAACCACUACACUUGCCCUUAUGUUUGGCCUUUAUGAAGAUUUUUCGAGCCUUCUUCUUAGGCACACAGAUUCUCCUGAGGUUGUAACAAGGAGUGUAGCUGCAAUCCUCGCUGGGACAACUGAAGCCUUGCUUUCACCCUUUGAGAGAGUUCAGACACUGCUGCAAGACUACAAGCAUCACGAUCGAUUUACAAACACGUUUCAGGCUUUCAAAGUGUUACGGCCUUAUGGAAUAAGGGAGUACUACCGUGGCCUGGUUCCCAUACUACUGCGAAAUGGACCUAGCAACGCUCUCUUUUUUGGGCUUCGUUCCCCAAUUAAGCAGUGCCUUCCAGAAGCUAAAACAUACAGUGCAAAUUUAAUCAAUGACUUUAUAUGUGGUGGACUACUUGGAGCCAUGCUGGGAUUUCUUUUUUUCCCAAUUAAUGUGGUAAAGGCCCGCAUGCAGUCCAAGAUAGGGGGAGAAUUUAUAUCAUUUGGAAAAGUCCUCAUGAUAAUAUGGACAGAGCGUGAUGGCAAACUAACUCAUCUUUUCCGUGGGGCACAUUUGAACUAUCAUCGUUCAAUCUUGUCUUGGGGUAUCAUCAAUGCAACGUAUGAGCUGCUGUUAAAAGUACUUUAAGCAGACGUGUAAGAUGUUUCAAGCUUAUUGUCUUUUAUCUCAGUCUAGGGAUCAAAAUAUUCUAGUAGCAUUACAGGAAUAUAGCUGUGUACAAUGAAAGAAUGUCACUGUAGUUUGUGCAAAACAUUUGAGAAAAACAAAGCAGAUCAAUUCAUGAUUGAAUGAAAGUGUUGUAGUUAUUUGGGCAUGACUAUUGUAUUGUUGGCAGGUUAAGUACAUAGUACUUUUGUGCACACGUCUGGAUAUACUUUGUGCAAGCUUUAAACGUUGCCAAAAAUGUUGACAUAAAUACGCAGCCAUAUACUUCACAAAAAAACACUGUAUCUGUAUUUAUGUCAGCUCUAUAAAGUCUAAUUCUAAAUUAAUGUUUAAUGGGUCUAAAAAUGUCAGUUAAAUUACUUAACGAAAAGUAGGCGCAGUGGAGCUUGUGGGCGCCAUCUUCCGGCUCUCGAGUCUUCAUCUGUAACAGAGCGCCGUACUCGCGAAUGCGUGGUUGGAACAAUCUUACGGAGCGUACCGACUGUCAGAGAGAACCCAAAGAAAUCCGAAGAUCCGGAAGAUGGCGUCUACAAGCUCCGCUUCGCUUACUCAGCACUGUUAGGUGGGAAAAAUUUUAGGAAGAUUUUCAGACCUAUUGAACUAUGCGAGGGGAAGCAGAGAGGGGGACUAUCUUGCUUACUAGGUAUGGGCUUUUUAUAAUUCGGGGGUUGAGUUCUCCAAAUUUGGAUUUGUAAAUUUCUAAUCCUCCACAAAA
Molecule: messenger RNA, 3016 nt
Organism: Xenopus laevis (African clawed frog)
Lineage: Eukaryota; Metazoa; Chordata; Amphibia; Anura; Pipidae
Gene: slc25a51.L
Product: solute carrier family 25 member 51 L homeolog
Exons: 2
Coding region: 1363-2262 (299 amino acids)
Biological process (GO): mitochondrial NAD transmembrane transport
Cellular component (GO): membrane; mitochondrial inner membrane; mitochondrion
Molecular function (GO): NAD transmembrane transporter activity
Source: RefSeq, a predicted model, not a curated record